Molecule: messenger RNA, 3165 nt
Organism: Zophobas morio
Lineage: Eukaryota; Metazoa; Arthropoda; Insecta; Coleoptera; Tenebrionidae
Exons: 8
Coding region: 17-3139 (1040 amino acids)
Source: RefSeq, a predicted model, not a curated record
CUGACUGAUAAGGGGCAUGGACAAGACCCGCAAUAUGACCAGUGACGAGCUGGACAUGGAGAUGAUGGCGGAAGCCGAGCUCGCGAGGCUGCAGAGGCAGUACCGCAUUAUGGAAGGCGACCGCAAAGCUUUCCUUGACGAAGUUACCAACAAACUCAAAAAACAGCAGCGCAUCAUCUCUCGACUGAAAAAAGAAAAAGAUGAUUUGACGGCAGACAUCAAAGUAGCGACAUCCGACGGCCAAAAACGCAAAGACACCACGACUUCCUUCCAAUUAGAAAUUCUCCUCCAAAAACACGACGACCUAAUCGACCAACUCAAGAAAGAAAAAUUCCGCUUGGAAGAAAUCAACCAACAAGUCAAGAAAACAGAAAGACAAGUGGAAAAACUCAAACUGAAAGAAGUUACAGAAGGAGAAUAUCAAGAGAGGAUCAAAUCUGGCCGAAAAUCCGUGCAGAUGCUCGAAAACAAACUGGAAACCAUGAUCAAGCGAUUCUGUACAGUUUUGACCGAAAACAAACAAAUGCGAGAAGAAAUCGACCACCUGUUAAAGGAGAGGACAAGAUUUAAUGCAAUUUGGGAAAAACUGAUUUUUGAUCUUAACACGGGGAAAAAGUUCAUGCUGGAUUUGAUUGAACAGGCCACUAUGGCGUAUGAUCAGAGGGAAGAGUGGUGCUCGAAACUGCACGCUUUGAAAAUACGAGCCCAUAAUGACGUCAUAGUGCAUACCCAGGAAAUGAGAGAAAUGCAACGCCAGUUGGACCACGACGGCAAAUUGAGAGAGUUUUUGACUAUUAAAGGCCAAAAACGUGUCAUGCGUGACUUGGAAGAAAAAGAAAUGAGAAAGAAAGAACAGGAGAAGGAAGAAUUAGAAAAGCAAAUCAAAAUCUUCCAAGAAACGCUGGAUAAAAUCAAGUCGUUUUGUGAAGAGGGUGAUGUGGAAAAGAUUGCUGUUAAAUACACGAAGCAAGAAGAAGAAAAUUUUGCCCUCUUUAAUUACGUGAAUGAGUUGAAUCACGAACUAGAGGUUUUAGAGGAGUCUAUUGAAGACAUUAAAACGAGAAUUAGUGAACAGAAAGAAAUAUGUGAACAAAAAGCCAAAAAGGAGAAGAAUACAUUAGAAAGCUUGACUAAAGCUUUAGAAAAGGCGACAAAAAUAGCUGACAACGAUGAAGAAAUUUUGAAGAAGGCGGAACACGCAUUGUCGGAGGUUUUGGUAGGCAUAAGAGGUAUUUUUGAAAGUGUCGGGUGUGAUUUUACACCAAUUUUGGGUCUUUUGGGCCAAAACCCAGACGUCAAUGAAGAUAACGUUUUAAUCUACUUGGGACUGAUCGAAAAGAAAAUUUCUGGUUUGAUAACAGCGGUAUACUUCAAAGAGAAAUCUGUGAGUAAAAGUACAAACAAACUUUGCUGUAACUCUACACAUUUGAUUAUAGCUCAUGAGGAAGAGAAUUCGCUGAUCUUCUUAAUCACUUUUGUUGUAAAAAUGCCUUCCCUCGUUACAGUACAGAAAAACACGAAUAAAGACAAACAAAAUGAAGAGAAAGAACUCGUUCGACUCGUUCGAGAGUUUUGGAUUCUGGACCGCGAAAGAGCAAUGUCUCAACUUACUGGCUUCACCAAACUCACCAAAGCUAGUAAAGUUGUCAACAUCUUUAAAAAAGAAUACGAAAAUAUUCUCAAGGAUUUGGCAGUAGCAACAGGUCCAGAAAAACGAAAACGAGACAAUGUUCAAUUCAAGAAUUUGGCCGCAAUUCUCCAAUUCGGCGAAAUUUGCACUGAAGAAGUUAAAACACAAAAAACAUACAUGGCUGAACUCGAACAACGAAUACGAGACGUUACUAAAAACGUGCAUGCGUUGAAAAAGAUGCAGAUUACAGAUCGACAAUACGAAGACACUUGUCACGCUGCUGUGCAAACACUUGAGACCUUAGAAAAUAAACUAGAUGCGGAAAUGAAGAAAUUUAAUAUGAUUGUGACCGAAAAUACAAGGAUGAGAGACGAAAUCACCCAUUUGUUGUGGAACCGAAGAAAUUUUCAAACGCUGUGGGGGAAACUGAUCGAUAGAUUGACAACUGGCAAAAGAAUCAUGUUAGAUUUGAUCGAACAAGCGACUAUAACGUACGAUCAAAGGGAAGAUUGGUGCAAUAAAUUGCAAAUAUUGCGGACGUCAGGACAUAAAGAUUAUGUCAUUAAUGUGGAAGAAAUGAGAAGAUACAGACAGAACAUAGACCACAUUGUAAAACUAGAAAAGUUUCUUUCUAUAAAAGGACAGAAACGGGUGGUGAAAGAUUUAAUUCAGAAGGAAACGUUAAAGAGGGUGGAAAUGCAAAAGAUCAUGGAACAAAAAAUGCAUGAAUAUAAGAUUAUGCUGACAGAGAUAGUCGAGUUUGCAAGACAAACAAACACGGACGUGAUUGCCAGAAAAUACCGUCAAAGGGAAGCCGAUAAUUUCUCCAGUUUCAAAUAUGUAAUUAACGCGAUGAACAACAUGGCGUUGGCCAAUGACACACUUGGUUCUCUCUACGAGAGUAUAGAAGAACAAAGGUUAUCGCUAGAUCAUAUGGCAGAACAGCAGACUAAAACAAUUGAAAAUUUGGAGGAACAAUUACAAAAAUCCACCCAGGAUACUAAAAUACUUACGGAUGAAAUACACCAACUUGACAAUAAGUUGGAGCGUCUGAUGAAAGACAUUCAUUAUGUUUUCAAAUUAUGUCACUGUGAUAAGGAUCCUCUUUUGCGGCUCUUGGGUGAUCAAAGCACGAUCAAAGACUACAACGUGCUACUUUAUCUUCAAGUUUUAGAAAACACUAUUUGUAACAAUAUCCUUAAUGCUACCUACAAAACUAAAUGCGACAAGAAAUUUGCUCAGAAGAGAGUAUUUAUAGAAGACACAGAGCCCACAAAGAUGCACACCAUCGAUCAAAUCGUCAAAAAUCACCCAUGCGCUUUGUGUCUGGAGCAUGAAAUGAUUUCUGAUGUUAUUGAGAAAGCCCAACGGGUGUGGAGCCGGGCAGAAGUUAAAGAACGACUGCAGAUUCGUAUCACUGCACCGGACGAUAAUCUUACGUAUUUGCAUACAUUGUCCAAAUGCCAUAUGCCGCAAGCUCGGCGCAUGCAACAGUUACGGUACCAGUAAUACAGGGAGGAGAAUGUAAGAUUUAA